This is a messenger RNA of Haemonchus placei, 624 nucleotides long. The record is from the annotation of a GenBank genome assembly. Lineage: Eukaryota; Metazoa; Nematoda; Chromadorea; Rhabditida; Trichostrongylidae.
UCAGGAAAUUCCACGGACCCUAUGUCAUUAGCGUUAUUCGAUCAUGUAAACGCAUUGUGUGGAAGUUUAUCAGAAUUAUGUACCCCUGCCACCUGUCAAUAUAUGAGUUAUCCGGGAACUGCCAAAGCCUAUUACAUCGAUGAACGAGGAAAGAGGCAUCUCUAUUCAGCUAUGCAAUAUAUGGAUUGUGUGAUGUCAUUUUGUGAGAAGGCAAGCAGAAGUGAAGAACUAUUCCCAACCAAAUACGGUAGUCAAUUUUCGGGUGAUUUCGAGUCCCAUAUCCGACGGGUUAUCCGCCUCCUAUGGCACUGUUGCGGCCAUUUGGCAUCGAAACAUUGGGAUGAAUUGGGUCAACUUGAAUUGCGGCCGCAAUGUGCUUUGGUGAUGGCACACUUGUCGAAACUGAGUAAAACUUUCGCCCUACUCGAUAGUAAAGAUCAACAACUGAUUAACAAUAUGGUACAAACGGUUGGUAUAGUACUGUUAAUUCUUUCCCAAACCAACUUUCAUUGCGGUGCGACGUCCCAACGAUGGAGUCGUGUACCGUCAUCGAAAAGUGGCAGUUGGGGUGGACACCCGACACCGGCAGUGCUUACUUGUAAACCGUAUGCACAAACGUGUUGA